AUGUGCGUCUGCCAGGUCGGCUCCAGCGACGCGGGCUACGAGCUGCUUCGCUCGACGCCGACCCUGCUGCGGCAUAUCUUGUCCCUGGCGCGGUUUAGCUCGACGAUGUCGAUUCGCGGGAUCGGGAUUAUCGGGACGUGCGUCCUGGCACGGUGUAGGCGCUUUGCCGCGGACCUCGCGCGGGAUAACCUCGUCGUCUUUUAUAACCCCAACGCCUACAUCAGCGCGGACGGCGUCCCUUACUCCGUCGCCUUCGCCGACGGCAAGGUCCUGCGGGGGAUGAUGAAAAAGCACGCCCUGGCGGACACCAUCGUGACGCAUAUCUACAAGGACGGCAAAGGGCCCGACCCCACCGGCGUCCCCAAGCGCGUUUACGAGAACGUCUUCGCGCUUGCGAACCCGGUGAGCCGGGAGGGGGCCAAGACGGUGCUUUAUACGAUGAUGCGCCGCCGCCCGGAGCUCUUUUUGGAGCCCAGCGUGCGGAGGCUUCUCCUGGACGCCGCCGCAAAGUAUCGGAUGCGGCAUGCCGAGCGAAAGUUCAUCGCGGAUUUGGUCCAAAACGCCCAGUUGACAAGUCCGAGAGGUCGGAGGGAGGGGUAG
This is a messenger RNA of Phytomonas sp. Hart1, 600 nucleotides long. The record is from the annotation of a GenBank genome assembly. NCBI's taxonomy places the organism in Eukaryota, Euglenozoa, Kinetoplastea, Trypanosomatida, Trypanosomatidae.